GCCUGCACCAGCCUGUACCUCCAGCAACAGCCUGUACCUCCAGCAACAGCCCACAGCAGCAGCCUGUACCAGCCUGUACCUCCACCAGCCGGUACCUCCAGCAGCCUGUACCAGCCUGUACCUCCAGCACCAGCCCACAGCACCAGCCUGUACCUCCAGCAAUACCCCACAGCAGCAAUCUGCACCUCCAGCUCACACCAGCAGCUCACACCACCCCACACCUCCAGCCCACACCACACCACCAGCCCGCACCAGCAGCUCAAACCAGCAGCGAGAGCUCCAGCAAAGCCCUCUCUCCCCACCCACCCCCCCAUACACACACACACACACACACACACCUGCCCACAGAGGCAGUGUGAGCUCCAGGCAAAGCCUCAUAUACCCCCACACCAACCCAUCUCAGCAGCAGCCAGGAUGACCCGAAAAUGCAUCUGCGAAAUCUGUAACUGUGGGCGGCAUCAUUGUCCACAUCUGCCGUCAAGACUUUUCGACAAGACUCUGGAGCCGUGCCUGCUAACUGAAUAUCAUGAGAAAUACCCUCCACAUGGUGAUAUCAAGCCACCAAACAGCUAUAGACCCAAACUGGAAUAUCUGAAUAACCGUGUCAAAAUGGAUGGAAACUCAACGUUUAAAACAGAUUAUAUACCUCAUGAUGUUACAGGUCGAUAUGUUCACACACAGCCAGAGUAUAGACCAAAGUCUGGUGAGGUAGAUCACCACACAACCUACAAGACAGACUAUAAUCCUCACAAAAUAAAACCCACAGAGAGCAUGCGCCCUCCAGAAAGAAAGCACGGGAAAGGAGGGAAAUUAGACACUGUGCCAACAUACAAAGAUGAUUACCGAAUGUGGGACAUUCCUAAAAGGAAGCCUAAACCAUCACAAGCAUAUUGUCCUCCCGCUGCACGCUUUGGAAACCCAUCCACGUUCCAAGAUGACUAUGGUCCCAAGAAGUAUUCGCUGCGGGAGAGUUUCAAACCACACGAUCUCCCCAAAACAUCUGAUGUCCCCUUUGAUAACCUAACGAAUCACAAGAUAUCUUAUGUAGCCCACCCGUUGGGGGAGCGCUUUGUCAGACAACGAGAGGAAUAUAAACCAAGUGACACACCUUUUGAAGCUCUCACCACUCACCGCCGGGAUUACAAAGGAAUGCACGGCGAUAUGACAAAGAGCUUCAAACCGGAACAGUCAAAGAUAGGAUCAGACGCACCGUUUGACGGGAACUCAGAAUUCCGUGACCGAUAUCAGGCCUGGCCUGUCAGCUUGCCCUACAUGCACAAACAUCCAGAUUACGUCCAACCCGAUGGUCCAAUGGAUCUGAAUACAACUUCCCACCUUGACUACAUUGGACACAAUGUUAAGCCACCCGCUCCAUUCAAACCUGCGAGCGCUAGAAAGGUCCAUGCACCUUUCCAAGGGAGUACCACCAUGAAGGAUGACUUCAAGACAUGGGAUGUCAAGAAGCCAGAGGCGAUCAAACGAGGCGAAGAAUUAAAAGUAUCAUGUGCAAAAUUUGACGGCUUGACAACUUUUAAGGCAAACUAUGUCCCUCAUCCAAUCCACCCGCUGCAAAGCUUCAAACCUCCCAAUGUUCCUCUCCACAGUAAAACACCGUUUGAUGCUGGAACCUUGUAUCGCACUGAGUAUACCCCAAAGAGGCUAGAAAUAUGCCCCGCCAGUUAUCCCACUCCACCGGGCUUUGUGUAUGAAGACACUGAUUCACGUGGACACAAGUUCUUCCACAAGAUAACACCAUCAGAAGAAAAACUGGUGAUGCCAAAUGAAAUGCCAAUUCCAAAACAAGUAGCUGUGAUGUCUUAAUAUCUAGCAAUGUAACUUCCGAUGUUAAUUAUGUUGCAUUCAUUAGACAAUAUCAAACCUAUUCCGAUUUUGUAAUUCAAAUUAUAAUCCCUUUACACUAUUCUGCCAAAGGCAGUGACAUUGAUUUUUAUUUCUCUCCUUGUAAUCAUAAUGUAUUCUGGUAAUGAUGACUAUGUAUGUGAGAGAUUCAGUCUAUUAAUAUAUUUGGCUUUAAUGAAGGUAUUAAAUCCUUCAAUAUAUCAGAAGCAACGUAUUUUUCCAAGUUAUUUUCAGAUGUUUAUUUUACAUUGUUGAUGAUUAGUAUAUUUUAAACUAUAGCUGUUGUAAUUUGGCUAACCUACAACAUACAAUAAAGCGUAUGUACUGUUUCUAUAUCUAUUCAAUGCCUGACAAUUCAGCCUUAUUUUAAAUCUCUAGCAUUCCCUCUUAAUGUUCCUGUAAACUUUACUUAUGUUGCUGCUUGACAGUGAUUAAAAUAAGGCUCCUUUCUUUAAUGCAUUGGCUACAGAGAAUAUGAUCUUAAUAUAUUAUAAUAAAGAAUAAACCAUAAAUAUACAGGUGAUCUUCCAUCUAAUAUAUUCACAGAAGUAUCACAGCAGAUCCUUUCUUUGAAUUUUCCUUAAUUUGCAAUAGUAUCUUAAAAUGAAAUGACAGAACAGAAGAAUUAAUCACAUUCAUGUAAUUACUAGAAAUAUUCUGAUCCAGUUCUUUAUUUGUAGCAUAAUCUUUCUUUUCUUUGUACAAUUAAAAAAAAAUCUUAGGUAGCAGAGUAUUUAAAAUUGAUGUCAAUAUUUACAAUAAAACUGUUGGUAAAUAACAGUAUUGAUUCCAUAUCAUUUUCAAAGUAAGUUUGGACUUCUGUGUUCAUUAAAAUGUUGUUAAUACAUUCCAUAUUUUUCAUUUAAAGGCAUCAUUCAGUGCUAGGUGAACAUGUCCUGAUUCUUUACUAUAGACACAAACUGCUGGAAUUACUCACCUUGUCAGGCAGCAUCUCUGCAGAAAAUGGACAGGUGACGUUUUGGGUCGGGACAUGAAACAUCACCUAUCCAUGUUCUCCAGAGAUGCUGCCUGACCCGCUGAGUUACUCCAGCACUUUGUGUCUUUCUUUGGCAUAAACCAGCAUUUGCGGUUCAUUUUUAUUACAUAGUUGGGGCAGAUGCAGAGUCUCUUGCCCAGAGUAGGUGAAUUGGGGACCAGAGGACAUAGGAUUAAGGUGAAGGGGUAAAGAUUCACUAGGAAUCUGACAGGUAACUUUUUCCACACAGAGGGUGGUGGGUGUAUGGAACAAGCUGCCAGAGGAGGUAGUUGAGUCUGGGACUAUCCCAACGUUUAAACAGUUAGACAGGUACAUGGAUAGGACAAAUAUGGACCAAAAGAAGGUAGGUGGGAUUAAUGUAGCUGGGACAUGUUGGCCGGUGUGGGCAAGUUGGGCCAAAGGGCCUGUUUCCACACUGUAUCUGUGAC
Leucoraja erinaceus (little skate) is the source of this 3285-nucleotide messenger RNA. RefSeq names its product stabilizer of axonemal microtubules 2 (gene saxo2). The transcript is spliced from 4 exons. Gene Ontology annotation, molecular function: microtubule binding. NCBI's taxonomy places the organism in Eukaryota, Metazoa, Chordata, Chondrichthyes, Rajiformes, Rajidae. Gene Ontology annotation, biological process: microtubule anchoring. Gene Ontology annotation, cellular component: cytoskeleton; ciliary basal body; sperm flagellum. Bases 415 to 1821 code for a protein of 468 amino acids. The record is from RefSeq and is a predicted model, not a curated record.